Messenger RNA from Phragmites australis (common reed), 1507 nucleotides. RefSeq names its product SH3 domain-containing protein 3-like. NCBI's taxonomy places the organism in Eukaryota, Viridiplantae, Streptophyta, Magnoliopsida, Poales, Poaceae. Gene Ontology annotation, molecular function: protein binding. The record is from RefSeq and is a predicted model, not a curated record. The coding region runs from base 105 to 1019 and encodes 304 amino acids. The transcript is spliced from 10 exons.
GGAUGGGCGGACUGUCGUGAUCGUUUGGAACGGCAGCGUGUUCGUGCCGCCGUUAGGGUCGCUACGGCGGCAGCUUUGUGCCUGUGGGGGAGAGGGGGAGCGAGAUGGAGGCGCUGAGGAAGCAGGCGAGCAAGUUCAAGGAGCAGGUGGCCAAGCAGCAGCAGGCUGUUAUAAAGCAGUUCAGUACUACUGGUUAUGAGUGUUCAGAUGCUGUUGUAAUUGAUGAGGUUGAACUACAGAGGCAUCAACAACUUGAAAAGCUGUAUAGUUCUACUCGUUCUGGAAGGGAUUUCCAGAAAGACAUAGUUAGAGCAGCUGAAGGCUUGGUGUCUGUUGGAAGCAAGCAUAUUGAAGUGGGAACAAAAUUUUCAGAGGACUGCUUUAGAUAUGGAGGUGAAAAUAAUGCAAGCGAUGAAGCCCUUGCCAAAGCGACAUCACUAUACGGAGGUGCUUUGAGAAACGUUGAGAAAGAGUAUGAAGAUUUCAAUAGAAAUUUAUCUUCUCAGACCAUAGACCCAUUGAGGGCAAUGGCCAUGGGUACUCCUCUGGAAGAUGCUCGUGGUCUUGCACAGCGCUAUAGCCGGAUGAGACAUGAAGCUGAGAUCCUCUCCGCUGAAAUUGCUAGAAGAAAGGCACGGGUAAGAGAAGCUCCAAUUGCUGAGCACACUACAAAACUUCAACAGUCCGAAGCUAAAAUGAUAGAGCACAAAGCAAGCAUGGCUGUGUUAGGAAAGGAAGCAGGAGCUGCACUUGCUGCUGUUGAAUCUCAGCAGCAACGGGUAACCCUUCAGCGGCUGGUUGGCAUGGUAGAAGCAGAAAAGUUAUUCCAUUUGAGGUUAGCUGCUAUACUUGAUGACGUUGAAGCUGAGAUGUCUUCUGAGAAGCAAAGGAGAGAAUCUGCACCACCUACUAUUCCUUCCCUUAAGCGUGCUGAGAAAUCCCAGUACUUCCUUGCCGAGGUGCAAAUGAGUAACCGGAAGCAGGGCAUAACUUCAAUGGCACCACAGAGAAAGAACUGAGCUUAAUUGUUGGUGAUUAUGUUGUUGUUCGUCAGAUUGCUCCCAAUGGUUGGGCCGAAGGAGAAUGCAGAGGGAAGGCAGGGUGGUUCCCAGCUGCCUAUGUUGAGAGGCGCGAAAAUAUACCCCCGAAUAAAGUUUUCCCACAAGCAUAAGAUCAUAAGGUGGGCCGGUGUGCAGUUUGGUGUGACUUGACCACGGCUUUGGGGGAGAGCUGUAAGCCUGUAAACUUAUGACCGGUUUGAUAAGUGUUGUAUCUUGUACAUCAUAUAUUCUUGUGGUGGUCAAGAUUUUGGGCAAGUCUGUUUGCACCUGCCUGCGCACAUUGAACAUGUCGCUUUGCAUUUGUAUAACUAUCGUCAAUGUAUCUACCAUGUGCUUGCCGCAGCAGGACUGAGCUUGACCCAUUACUGCUAAACGCCUUUGGAUUGUAAAGUGACUGUUGCGCUAAUCUUAUUCGUUAUGAUUCUUAUCAGUGAUUCGUUCUGUUC